Notothenia coriiceps (black rockcod) is the source of this 318-nucleotide messenger RNA. Its product is annotated as titin-like. NCBI's taxonomy places the organism in Eukaryota, Metazoa, Chordata, Actinopteri, Perciformes, Nototheniidae. The annotation marks the transcript as partial. The record is from RefSeq and is a predicted model, not a curated record. The transcript has 2 exons. Gene Ontology annotation, cellular component: M band. Gene Ontology annotation, molecular function: protein binding. Gene Ontology annotation, biological process: sarcomere organization.
ACCCCCCCGACCCCCCCACCAAGGUGAAGGUGAACCUGGUGACGAAGAGCACCGUCACCCUGACCUGGGAGGCUCCCAAGAACAAUGGCGGCUCUCCGGUGAAGCACUACGUGAUCGAGCGUCUGAGCUGGGACACCAGCGGCAAGGAGAAGGAGACGUGGAAGCAGUGCAACAAGAGGGACGUGGAGGAGCUCACCUUCGUGGUGGAGGACCUGAAGGAGGGAAUAGAGUACGAGUUCAGGGUUAAAGCCGUGAACGCAGCCGGACCCAGCAGAGCUUCGGCCACCGCCGGACCCCUGGUCAUCAAGGACCAGACAU